Saccostrea cuccullata (small rock oyster) is the source of this 2348-nucleotide messenger RNA. RefSeq names its product histamine H1 receptor-like. Gene Ontology annotation, biological process: chemical synaptic transmission; G protein-coupled receptor signaling pathway, coupled to cyclic nucleotide second messenger. NCBI's taxonomy places the organism in Eukaryota, Metazoa, Mollusca, Bivalvia, Ostreida, Ostreidae. Gene Ontology annotation, cellular component: dendrite; plasma membrane. The transcript has 2 exons. The record is from RefSeq and is a predicted model, not a curated record. Bases 537 to 2297 code for a protein of 586 amino acids. Gene Ontology annotation, molecular function: G protein-coupled acetylcholine receptor activity; G protein-coupled serotonin receptor activity.
CAAAUGUAGAAUCUUAUUUACGAUGAACGUGAGGAACAAUGAAGCUCUUAAAACAACGACUUAAGCAUGAAUUAAAAGACAAGGGAUGCCGUGCAUGUAAGUCUCUCUUUAAUGGAAAUCGAGGCCUAUCCUUACAAAACUCCAAAUCUUCUUUAGAUUCUGUAGUUCUACUAAGAUGGAUUUACUGUCGGUUUCUUUAAAGCAUGUUGAUUACAUACGGUUCACAUUCAUAAAGAUGGAUAUUAAAGUGACAUCAAACCUAUAACUUGGCGUAUGGAUAUAAACCUCUUCAUCGUAUUUUGGAGUUGCAAGUUCAAGGAAUUCUUAUAUCUAGAGUUUCCCAGCAAAGAAGAGUUUACGUAUGAUUCUUUUUUGCAAAAUGUAACAUUGGAAAUAGAGUAAAUGAAAUUAAACGAGACACCACAACAGUAUUUUUGCAUCUUUGCAUUAUAUAAAGUAAUAAUUCAAUAUCUUAUAAUGAAUAAAGAUGUCUUUUUCCCUGCAAUAAUUUUGUUUCGGAAUGGUGACUUACAGUAAUGGAAAGGGACAACACUACUUUAAUACACAUUAUAUUUCCUUGGGAUAUCAUUGAAAACUAUACUAAUAUUACUGACAUUGCCAAACGUAACAGUGACAGUCAUAUAUGGAGAGACAUACCUUUGGGUCUAGUAUUAACUUUUCUGUCACUUCUAACGUUCAUUGGGAAUGCUAUGGUACUUCAUGCAGUCAGAACUGAAAGACGGUUACAAACGGUAAGCAACAUGUACAUCGUAAGUUUGGCAAUGGCUGACUUAAUCGUAGGAAUUAUAGUGAUGCCCAUCAGUACUAUUUACAUCUUCACAGAGGAAUGGAUAUUUGGAGUCGCUGUCUGUCAAAUCUGGAUUGCAGUGGACUAUACCGCCAGUACAGCGUCCAUUCUUAAUCUAUUUAUACUUAGUGUCGACAGGUAUUGGUCUGUGACGUCACCAUUACGUUAUUUACGGAAAAGAACGAAAAAGAGGGCAUUGAUUAUGAUUUCGAUUGUUUGGGUAAUUUCAUCUUUAUGGAUAAUACCUAUUGUGGGGUGGCACCAUUUUGCUCAUGAUGGUAUCAGGACUGUUCCAUCAAAUGUUUGUGACACGGAAUAUGCCAAGGACUCUAUUUUUAAAGUGGUGACAGCGUUUUUUAACUAUUUUCUUCCUCUAGCUAUUAUGUAUAGUCUUUAUGGUAAAGUUUUCCAUGAGAUCAGAAAACGGUCAGCUUUGGAACUUGGACAGCAAUAUCCAACAGCAACAACACCAAUGGCGUAUAAUUAUGACGGAGAUUCGCAGUUAGGUGGAAGCAGCAGCUAUAGUGAACCACGCAUCGAUACUUUUACAGAUCCACAUUCCAACAGAAUUGAAGAUGCCAAUCAUCCAACGACCAUGAAAAACGGCUCACUCCAGAGAAACAAAAAAGUAAAACUUAAGAGUAGUAAAUGCCUCGUUUUGAAAUCGAAUAAGAUUUUGCUGACAACGAGCAGUAACGGAGCUUCUGAUCGGUCAAGGUUAGCUCAGAGAUGUAGGGUGGAAUACAUUUAUGACGAGAAUGUUCUAGAUCAAAAGACAGAAAAAUUGGAAAGAUUUUACUAUGAGGAAAACAUUCCAUUGUCCUCCAUUCGUUCCAUGGACGCCACCAACCCAAGCUUUUGUAAUGAUUAUUUAGCAAAUCCAUCAAGCUCUCACCAUAGUUCGAGUAGUGAAGAGAGAUAUCAGGGUACUUGUAACACGGGUAUGAAAUGUAAUAGGAAGAUGCUGAAAUGUAAUAAUGUUUACGGGUUGACAAAUGGAAUCGAAAAACUUCGUCAAACGGAGAACAUUUUAGACACUACAAUGAUGACGAAUGGAAACAAUGAAAGCGACAGCAAUAAUAUAGUACAAAGCGUUUGUAUGUUUGGGGAUGUGACUUCUCGUCGUAUCUCAAACAUGUUUAAUAUAAAACAUCGCAUUAAAAAUUUUCGUCAAAGUUCGUCCCUCACGAGAGAAAUAAAAGCUGCCCGUCAACUAGGAGUCAUAAUGGGAGCUUUUACAGUUUGCUUCUUGCCAUAUUUUACUUUGUUUUUAGUGGUAGCUUUUUGUGAUAGUUGUGUCGAUACGGAGCUAAUGACAGCCAUGACCUGGAUAGGUUACCUAAACUCAACAUUAAACCCCUUUCUGUAUCCUCUAUGUAAUAUGAACUUCCGCCGGAAAUUCAGGAAAAUGCUGCGUAUUGAUCGCAAUAUUAAGCGACGUUCACGACAUGCCGUAGAUCGAAAUAGCCUUACAAUGAGAUAUGACUGACACAAAUGUCGUAAAAAUCGUUAUAUUGUUUUAUUUAAUGCUUUCAUAACA